Paramecium tetraurelia is the source of this 558-nucleotide messenger RNA. RefSeq lists its product as uncharacterized. The record is from RefSeq and is a predicted model, not a curated record. Lineage: Eukaryota; Ciliophora; Oligohymenophorea; Peniculida; Parameciidae. The transcript has a single exon.
AUGAAAAACAUACUCAGCAGUUUCCCACCCUUUAUAAACAGGAAUUCUAAUUUUCAAGCUGACAACAUUGAGUUUAAGAAGAAUCUUUUUCAUUUUGAACCUCUAAAUAUUAAUACUUAACUAAUAAAGCAGAUAAGAAUCAAAAAAGAAAGAACAUUAUCUCCGAAUCCUAUUUAGAAUCCACAUGCUUUAAUCUUAUCUAAAAUUAAUGUCUAAAAAUAAGCCUUGAAAAAAGUCAAACUCAAAUCAAGCAUAGAUUACAGAGCUUUGCAAGAAUUAGAUUUUAAUGCUUAGCUCUAAUUUUUAUAACCAACAUCCUUUAUUCAUGCUUCUACCAAUAGAAGCCAUAUGAAAGACAUUAAUUUAUUGAGAAGAUAGAAAUGUAGAGAUAAAGUCUAAUUUUGCAAUUAAAAAAUUGAAACUGAAAGGAAAAUUCAGUCAAAAUUUUGCUUGUGUUUACCGAAACUUCACAAUAGUUUAGACAUAAAUUAAUCAAGAGACUCUCUCAAUAGUUGGACUAUGAAUAGCACUUUCGGUUUAUUCUAAGUUAUUAGUUGA